AUGACGUCAUCAUCAUUUUUUGGGCCUGGGUUCGAGCCCUUUCGCGGCCGGCUGAAUGACAUUUCAGGGAAUGGUUCGUGGUGUGCAGAUGCACGUGAUGUAGAGUCAUUCUUGCAGAUUGAUCUUGGGAAUCGAUUCCAAAUCAGCAUGAUAGCCAUCCAAGGAAAUGAGCUUCACGAAUUUGUGACUACUUGGGAGAAACAAGUCAAUUGCAGUUCUCUGGCAAACGAAACUGUUUCACUAAAUUCGUCCCAAGCUGGAAACAUAACACUGGGUAACAACACAAGGGGGCAAAAUUCAUCUGUUGUGGCACAAAAUGUCACCCUGGCUAGCAACUCUUCAGAGAAAAUCAUAUUGGCGAACAAUACAAUGGGGCAAAAUUCAUCUGUUGAGGUACAAAAUAUCACGUUGGCUAACAACGCUUCUGGACAAAAUUCUUCAGUUGAAGCCCAAAGCGUCACUAUUGCUAACAACACUGGGACCAUUGCUGUAAAAGCAACCGUGAAGAAAUGUUUUGAAACUAAGACUCGUCUCGCGAAGGCCUAUGUGAAAGAGUUCAUUUUAGAGUACAGCGACAAUGGCGAUCUUUGGAGGCAGUAUUAUGAAGGAGGAUAUCUGAAGUUCAUAAAGGGAAUCGUUAUGAAAUCUGGGAAACAAUGCAAUACGUUUGAAUGUUCUUUCUGUGUGCAGGAAUUUAAAGGCAACACUAAACCCAAUACAACUGAAUUUCGGAAAAUAUCCAACCAGCUGAUUGCCCGGUAUAUUCGGAUUCGACCUAAAAAGUGGAAAAGGGCAAACUGCCUGCGAGUGGAAAUCUACGGAUGCAAAGAAUGUUCCAACGACCUUGGCGCUGGCACAGGCGAAAUUCCUAACAAAGCCAUGACAGCUUCUUCGCACUUGGGUCCAGGCUACCAACCUUGGCUUGCUCGUUUGUAUAAUCCGCAUGGAGCCUGGUGCUCAGCAGCAAAUGAUGCGUUCCAAUACCUACAGGUUCAGUUUCCACAGAUUCGCAAGAUUCGUCAGCUGCGCACGCAGGGAUCUGUUACUCAAAAAGGAUGGGUAUCGAGCUUUUUUAUAGAACACAGCCAAAAUGGCGAGAAAUGGAAGAAUUACACAACGCUUGGAAAGCUAGAGGUUAUGAAGACUUGAAAUUAUCAUUCAAUAGAUCCAAAUGUUACUUAACAAUUAGAGUGCGAGUUCCACGCUUCUGUAUAAAAUUUAGAGAGCGACUGGCUGACUGAAUUCGAGGUUUGGCUGAUAGUUGGCAAGGGUCAAAGCCCCGAGAGCCAACAUCGAAAGCGAGCCCCUUGUUAAGCACAACCGACUGUGCGAUCUAUUAACCAAAAAAAGUAUAUUUAUUUUAGGAACCAUACGAAAACGCGAAGUUGAAACCAUUUUCAAAGACUGACCAGGUCCAAGUGUCGUCUAUUGAUCAUUAGCCAAUCAGAUUGUGUGUUUACGUGUUUGUCGGUCACUGGGUUGUGCCAGUGGC
Molecule: messenger RNA, 1492 nt
Organism: Orbicella faveolata
Lineage: Eukaryota; Metazoa; Cnidaria; Anthozoa; Scleractinia; Merulinidae
Cellular component (GO): membrane
Molecular function (GO): protein binding; calcium ion binding
Source: RefSeq, a predicted model, not a curated record